Molecule: messenger RNA, 2352 nt
Organism: Nymphalis io (European peacock)
Lineage: Eukaryota; Metazoa; Arthropoda; Insecta; Lepidoptera; Nymphalidae
Gene: Hexim
Exons: 1
Coding region: 165-1178 (337 amino acids)
Biological process (GO): negative regulation of cyclin-dependent protein serine/threonine kinase activity; negative regulation of transcription by RNA polymerase II
Cellular component (GO): nucleus; cytoplasm; nucleoplasm
Molecular function (GO): cyclin-dependent protein serine/threonine kinase inhibitor activity; 7SK snRNA binding
Source: RefSeq, a predicted model, not a curated record
UACAUGGCGAUGUUAGGGAUGUUGUGUCUAGUUCAGAAUUUAGUGAAUAGAAAAGGAUCAUUAUUACCGUUCCUUUUGGGUUAAUGGAGUAUUCGUGUUAAUUAUAAUUGUGAGUUAAUUAGUGAAAUAAAAAAAGUGACUUGUAUAUCUUUUGUUUUGCAAAAAUGGAUGUUAAAAACAUAUCAGAAAUAAAAGAUGGCGAAUCAACGAGUGCUCUUGUGUUAGUAGAAGCGCCAUCUAUGUUGGAAGUGCCAAACCUCAAACUGGAUGGAAGUGUAAAAAAAAAGAGAAGACGCGGCAAAACCAAACGGAAAAUAAUUAAACCCUUUUUAAAAAUGCCUUGGCAAGAAAGAAGAAUGAUUGACAAUACUAAGAGAAAUAAUCGAUUUCGAAAAAUCGUUUUAUCUAAAACUCAAGCACCAUUUAAUAACAAUCAAUUUUUAAUGGAAAUUCAUAAACCAGAACCAGAAAAUAACUUCAACUUAUUCAGAACCCCGUCUGCACGAACCCGAGAUUCUAGUUUUAGUGUAGAUUCUGAAGAAAAUUAUUUUUUUUCACUUCCAGAAGAUGAAGAAGAAUAUUUAACAAAAGAAUUUUCUAGUGUUUACGAAGACGCACAAAGUGAACGGUUAUCAAACAUGUCCAAAAAUGAACUAGUUCAAGAAUAUCUUUUGCUUGAGGCUAAAUAUGAUAAUCUCAUAAAAAGGAAUGAGCGAAAUAAAAUGAAAGACUCCGAGGGAGACAAAGAUAUAUCAAAAGCAGAUAAAGACGUCUCAGUUACAGAUAAAGAUAGCAUGUUGACUGAUCGGGACACUUCGGGAACAUCUGUAAUGUCUGGUUCAAUAGAUGAGCCCUCAGUGUAUGAUAUCAUGCAGAGAUUGAAGGAGCAAGAUGAGCAAAUUCGCGAGCUACAACUAGCGAAUGAAAAAUUACUAUUAGAAAAUAGCCAUUUAAGACAAAGAAGUCAAGACUCAAGUGAAGAUUCAGAAAGUGAUAGCUCUUCGACUUCUGAUAGUUGCAGCAGUUCAAGCUGCAGUUCAAGUCCCGAACAUGAACCUGUUUUGGCAAAUGGUGAUGUUGCAGUUAAUGAAAACAACACUAUUAAUGGAGAGCAUCAUGUGACUAAUGGUGUACAACCAGCUCCUCUUGUCAAUGGAUUUCACAGUCCAAGUGAUUAAAACUAUAGUGAACAAUGUAUGAUGUGUAUGAAGUUGGACAAAGUAAUAUAUGUUUUAGUCUUAUGCUUAGGUAUUUUUAAUAUACAACAAGACAAAUAAUUGUUCUCUUGCCUGUGGUGUAUGUUUUUCUAAAGAAUGUACUAAUUCAUGGAUUAAUUUUUAAGACUGUAACAAUGUAACUGUGAGAUCUCAUCUUAGGCUUAAUGGAUCUUCUGUGAUAUCCAUGUAGAUAUUUGUGUGGUAGUUUAUCUGAUCGGUUAUAAGAUUUGAAAAAUAUUUGAGCCCAAGUGUAAGAAAUGGACAAUAUGUAUUUUCAAGGAAUUUUUUCCUAAUGUGAUACUGGGUGUGAUAUAUUUUGAUCACAAUAACCAAUUAAAUAACAAAAUAAACUCAUCAAACUCAAGUAAAAUAAUUACCACAAAAAUAUAUUUGUCUGUAUAUUAGUGAAUAAUAAAAAUGUAACUGUAUCAAACUGUUAGUAUGCAUGGUUGCACAAUUAUUAUUUUUUUUAAAUUUACUACUCACACAUUUUUUUUCCUACAUACUGUUAAAAAAUGUCUGAUCAAGAUCAGGAUCUCACUUUUAUAUUUAUACAGUAUAAUGAUAUUAAAAAUGUCAUGGUACAGUGGUUAUUUGGUCUAAAACUGUUAUUAUGUUUUACAAGUGAUAAGUUAAUUGUGUCAAGUACCAGUUUAAGAUAGCAAUUUAGUCUGACCGAGUAAUUUAUGUUUAGGUGUUUAAUGUAAUUUUAAACACAAAUAUGCUUACCCAUAGUUGUUAAUUAUAAAAUCUUAAUAUAAAACUAUAUCUAAUAUUUACUCUUUAUAUGUAAGCACAAAGUCUAUUUCAUUUUUUCUGAAGUUGUCACUUACCUUUCAAUAUCUGUACCUUGUGCCUGUAAUUAUACUGCGUUACUGAUCCUUUAAACUGCAACAGUAAUCGAAGUAUUGAUGUUUGGGAAUGAACUGAUGAGUGGGUAAUAAUUCUGAUAAGCCUGCAUAAACCAUACUACCAGGUGCAUAUUACAUUUAUUUUUAUAAUGUGUGAUAAUUUUAUUUAAUAACUAUUGCUUUUAUAUGUUGCAAGAAUAUGAUAGUCUAGUUUAUUGAAUAUAAUAUAUAGAAAUAGUUAACCAAUAUUUAUGGACAGUGUAGGUAACAUUAAAAUUAAUAAA